Molecule: messenger RNA, 1290 nt
Organism: Helianthus annuus (common sunflower)
Lineage: Eukaryota; Viridiplantae; Streptophyta; Magnoliopsida; Asterales; Asteraceae
Exons: 7
Coding region: 17-1048 (343 amino acids)
Source: RefSeq, a predicted model, not a curated record
UACAAGUUCAACAAAAAUGACACAAAAUGGGCCUGGUUAUGGGCUUCAUGUCUUCCAUUGGGCUUUAGUACCAACACACCACAGUGAGCAUAAUCCUGUGUUAUUCUCCACUUUCACCACCGGCAAAAUGGCUCAGCUGCUCAGGCCGUUAAUCCUCUCGCCGGCGUCUAAACAUCCUUUCCGGCAAUGCAUAAACCAUGUUUUCCACUCAAAACCGACGCAUAUUCUCACUGGAAGUUUCACUCACCGUCAAAUCAUUACAACAACAAGUUCAACAACUCUUCUUCACCGGAGAAAUCUUCAUGUAUCCCGAGCUCGCGGUCUCCGUCCGGCUGACGCUCCGCUGACGUCAGAUCUCAGUCAGAGUGAUAGCGAAUCGGAUUCAUCAGACGGAGAACGGAAGAGCCGGAACGAGAAGAAACGAGAAGCUCGUCGCGCUUUUCGUUGGGGCAUGGAGCUUGCUGAGUUUAAUGAUAUCCAGAUUAAACGUAUCCUCAGAGUUGUUGAGCUUGAAGAAGAGGUGUUUAGUGCUCUCAUGUUGGUGAAGAGAUUAGGUCGUGAUGUCCGGGAAGGAAAGCGAAGGCAGUUCAGUUAUAUAGGAAGAUUAUUACGUGAUGUGGAACCUGAAUUAAUGGAUGGACUGAUAAGAGCAACAAAAGAUGGGGAUCAGCAGACGUUUCAGCAAUUAUCUAGUUCAGCUAAUCCGGAUCUUGGAGACACCAGUGAAGAGGAAGAAGAAAUUGAUUAUGAGGAUGAAGACGAGGGGUUUGGUGAUCACCGUGAUAUAGCAACCAAAUGGUUUGAUGGUUUGGUUAACAAAGAUGUAGAUAUCACUAAUGAGAUUUACUCUCUUAGUACUGUAGACUUUGACCGCCAAGAGUUACGUAAACUUGUCCGAACUUUUUGCUCACUGCAAGUCCGUAAUGCCACAUCAGCAGAAAACGAAGGAGAACCAGAUAAAAAACUAUUAAAAGCCAAAAAGCUAUUAACCCGUUUUCUGGUCGCCGUUGCUAAGCAGCUACCUACUGAAGAACACUACAUACUUUAGUCUUCAUAUUCCCAAACAUAUAAAACAACUAUAUAGGACAUGUGACGGGUUUACAGUGGCUUCCGAGUCAAAGAAAGCCAACUUGGUUCACCCACAGUUCGGUUUUUUAUGCUGUUAAGAUAUAAACUGUCGGAAGACCUCGAAAGUUUUCGAGUGGUGUUUGUAUAUUUUUGUACUGCAAUUUGUUAGAUGUUUUAGAUUAUGGUAAUUUAUAUUUUAUACAUAUAUAAUUACUUAGCUCA